Messenger RNA from Mesocestoides corti, 2292 nucleotides. The record is from the annotation of a GenBank genome assembly. Lineage: Eukaryota; Metazoa; Platyhelminthes; Cestoda; Cyclophyllidea; Mesocestoididae.
AUGGCUGACAUCGUGUUAAAGCUAAAAGCUCCUAAUCAGGAAAAGUCGGUUACGGUUAAGGACAGUGGGACUGUAAAGGAAUUACGGGAAGAAGCUGCGAAGGUAUUUGAGGUGACUCCACCGCGCGUCUGCUUAAUCUAUGCCGGGAAAAUUCUUAAAGAUGAACACACACUUUCCCAGCACAAGCUCCAGGAUGGGUUAACGGUGCAUGUUGUCAUUAAGAAACCAGCGGGACAGGCUGCCUCAACGUCUACGCCCGGAGUAGGCUCAUCGCAGCAGUCAACGAGACCAGGUGCUGACUUUGGCUCGCUUUCUGCCACUGCGGCUAGGAUCCUCAGCAAUUCGGAUAACUCCCCAAAUAGUUUUGCUGCAAUGCAGCAGACGAUGCAGCAGCAAGUAAUGCGUAAUCCAGAGUUGCUUCGGAGCAUGAUGGAAAGUCCGCUUGUGCAGUCGCUCAUGAGUAAUCCGGAAAUGAUGCGAGGAAUCAUGCAGUCUAAUCCGCAAAUACGCGAACUGAUGGAGGCAAGUUUUUUUUUGCGUAACCCUGAAUUAAAUCAGAUGCUUUCCAACCCGGAUGUCUUGCGCCAGUCGAUGGAGAUUGCUUCGAAUCCAGCCAUGUUGCAGGAGAUGAUGCGGUCGUUUGAUCGCGCUGUUCUCAACUUGGAGUCGAUUCCGGGCGGGAACAGUCACCUGCAACGGAUCUACGAAAACGUUCAAGAGCCCAUGUUUAAUGCUCUGCAGGGUGGCGACUCAAACAAUCCCUUUGCCGACCUUGCGGGCACUACUCCUCGUCAGGCCGCUCCAACAAAUGAGCCAAUGCCUAACCCAUGGGCACCGCAGCAGGCAGAAUCUGCACCAACUGGCAGAAGUGGCGCCGACACGGCUCCUCCACCUCACCCUCCAAGCACCACGACGAAUGCCCCCACAACAGCCAUAGGCGGAGUACCUUUCAACCCAGAUACCAUGUCCACAGCCUUCCAGACACCCUACGUCCGCCAGUUGUUUGAGGCCAUGUUGUCCAGCCCCGAGACGAUAGAGGUGCUUUUAUCGGCAAAUCCGGUUUGGGGAGCUGCCAACCAUGACCCCGCAACAAGGGAACAACUUAGGCGCAUGCUGCCGCAACUCUCUGCACAAAUGAGCCAACCUGGUUUCCUCAGUAUGCUCUCCAACCCACGUGCUCUCAGAGCAAUAGCUCAGAUUCAGGAGGGUCUGCGCACUCUACAGACGGAGGCGCCUGAUGUGUUCUCCGGCCUGACGACCAUCGCUCCACCAACUGGUGGUUCUGGCGCUGCAUCCGCUGCCGCCGCCCCUGCCACCACUGCAGCGCCGACCACGGGAGGCACCGACGCGACCACCACCACCACCGCCGCACCUGCCCCCGCCACCCCAUCUCUCGGCAACGUGGAAUUGGCCUCUCUGAUGGCAAGUCUGCUGAAUGUCGCCGCCAGCACCAGUGGCACACAGGCUCAGGCGGGAGGUGGAGGCGGGUCUGUACCGAGUCCAGCUCCUCAAGUCCCGCCGGAGGAAAGGUACGCGUCGCAGCUGCAGAUCCUCGCUAGUAUGGGCUUCACGAACCGUGCCGCCAAUCUACAAGCACUAAUCGCCACCUUCGGCGAUGUUUCCGCAGCAGUCGAACGACUACUGGACGUUAUUGAUUUCAACCGAUCCCCACCUCGGCAGCUGCAGCUUGAUCGUCCGAGAGCUUGUACACACAAUCUUGCUGUUUCGUUUUCUACUAACUCACCACCACCACUACUAGUUGCCCAUUUUGUCCCCCCCUCCGCUCCACCCAACCUCUCCCGCUUCACGCAACGGCUCGAAUGCAAGGGGGUCUACGCACUAUACAGGGGAAAGGGGCCAAAUGUAUUUUUAAGCUUAACAACCAUCGCUCUACCAGCUGGUAGUUCUGGCGCUGCAUCCGACAUCACCGCCACUGCCACUACCACAGCGUCAUGCACGGGAGGCACCGUAGCGACCGCUAGCGCAGCUACCUCCGCCACCUCGUCUGUCAGCAACGUGGAAUUGGUCUCUCUGAUGGCGAUUGUACACCCUUCUCCCUUUUCCAAAUUCUGCGCUCAUCUCAUGCUGCUGCACCAGUCGGGAGGGGGAGGCUGGUCUGUGGCGAGUAUUGAUCCUCAAGCCCCGCCGGAGGAAAGGUACGCGGCGCAGCUCCAGAUUCUCGCUAGUCUGGGCUCCACAAACCGAGAAGCCAAUCUACAAGCUUUAAUCGCCACCUUCGGCGAUGUUAACGCGGCAGUCGAACGACUUCUGGCUAAUGGGCAACUGAACUAG